Molecule: messenger RNA, 1164 nt
Organism: Alosa alosa (allis shad)
Lineage: Eukaryota; Metazoa; Chordata; Actinopteri; Clupeiformes; Clupeidae
Product: CD209 antigen-like protein C
Exons: 5
Coding region: 60-620 (186 amino acids)
Source: RefSeq, a predicted model, not a curated record
GUGCAAUAAGAGAGAGGAACCAAAGGACAUCCUCAGUCGAUAGGCAGCAGUAAAGCAACAUGGAGGCGGCUGUGGACAUGAACAUCUAUCAAAACUCCCCUGAUGGGCAACAUACUCAGGCCCCUGCAUGCAGACAUCACAAAGAGUACAGAUUGUACAGACUGAUUGCAGUGAGUUUUGGGAUUCUCUGUGUUCUGCAAGUGGCUCUUAAUAUCUACCUGCGUCUCGCUGGAAGACCUUGUCCAGAGGGGUGGCUUUCUUAUGGUAGCUGCUACUAUAUUUCAGUCUCACGCAGAAACUGGACUGAUAGCCGGGACCAGUGCCUAAAGAGGGGUGCAGAUCUGAUUAUUAUAAGCAAUCAAGAGGAGCAGAAAUUUGUGAGAGCGCUCUCCGUGCAAGCGUGGAUUGGUCUCAGCUACAGCAAAAAAGACUGGGUCUGGAAAUGGGUAGAUGGUGCAACACUGACCAAUGGCACUGGAUACUGGUUGAAAGGAGAGCCCAACAAUCUGAAGAUGAAGGAGAACUGUGGUGAGACGUGGGUUCGUGAACCAUCUCUUCAGACCUGGAAUGAUAACAACUGUGACUUUGAAUUACAGUGGAUAUGCGAGAGGGCACCUUAGUCCAACUGAUGCAAGAUGGAGGUGUUAUGAGUGAUUUUGAGCUACAGCACAUUUGUCUAUUGUUUCUUUUUUGAAGAUCAUUAUUCACAUUUUCACAUUCUGUAUAAUACUGUAUGCACUGUGUGUUAAACAGUGCAUACAGUAUUACUAUAUUAUUCUAAGCUCUCUUUUGCUGUUGUUUAUUUCAGGUGUCUUUUAGUCAUAUUUUCUCUCAUUCUCAAGGGCAUAAUAAAAAAAAAAAACCUCACCCUCACCAAAUGGACUGCUGAUAUCAUUCUCCUCCUGUAGUGGCGUUGUUCUUACAUUUUUAUUAAAACAAAACCAAAAACUGACAGCUCAAAUCACUGUCUAAAAAGAAAAUCACUAUUGUUGGAGAAGAGAACUCUGAUAAUACAGCUUGUUAAGGAGACAUCCGGUGAGUUUUCACAUAAAUCUCCGUUUCUCGAGGUCACUAAGUACUGUCGGUACGGAAAAAAACAAAACAAUCAGUUUUACCUAGCUCGACUUGCUGCAGCCAGCAUUUAACUCCCAGGCAGCUAUGGUG